AUGGUGUCCUGUGCUGUUGUCCUCCUGGGCCCGUUCUGGAUCCAUAUUCUGACGGAAGCCUGCUGUGAAGAGGAGCUGCCGCGGGAGGCCGUGCUGGCCGGGUUCAGAGAGCGAGUUCUGGAGAGCCUGAGGCUGGAGGAAGCCCCUCUUUCCACAGCACGGGGUCCUGAUGGUGAUGUGACACCACCGGAGACGAGGCGCAUGCAUCAGAGGGUCCCCAGGACGAGCAGAACCAAAUGGGUCAGUCCAGAAACCCGUCCAGAGCAGGAGGCGUCCCAAAUGAUUCUGUUCCCCGGCUCUGACUCCAGCUGUGCCACAUCUGGCUCCUCUCCAGGAGAAACUACAAACACACGCUUCACGUAUUACUUCCAGCCUUCCAUCAGCAGCCACGACACUGUGGCCACAUCUGCCCACCUCUGGUUCUACGCCGGAGCAGCAGCCCCGGCCAGUUCCUCCUCCUCGCUGUUCAUGCUCACGUCAUCCCAGCAGCUCCUUCAGGCAGCAGAGGGUCCAUCAGCCACGAGCCCUGACGGGUGGCUCACCUACCGCCUGGACCCAAACCUGCUGACCCUGGUGGCUGAGGGUCCUUUCCUGCUGCAGGUCCACUGUCCAGCCUGCCAGUGCCACGCAAACCAACAGGACAAGACGCCCUUCCUCCACGUCCACAUCCGGCCUCGUGGUCCCGUCCGCUCGCCCCGCCACGCGGCAGCAACCAUCCCCUGGUCUCCUUCUGCCGUCUACCUUUUCCAGCGGCCCUCUCAGGUGAGACCCGAGCACAGCGACUGCCACCGAGCGGGGAUCGAAAUCAGCUUUGAGGAGCUGGGAUGGGACAGCUGGAUCGUCCAUCCGAAGGCGCUGACUUUCUACUACUGUCACGGGAACUGCUCGGCCGCGGAUCGGACCAUGGCGAUGCUGGGGGUCAGUCAGUGCUGCGCUCCUGUCCCGGGCUCCAUGAAGUCCCUGAAGAUCACCACGACAUCUGACGGCGGCUAUUCCUUCAAAUACGAGACCCUGCCAAACAUUAUACCUGAAGAGUGUACGUGUAUCUGA
Molecule: messenger RNA, 1050 nt
Organism: Stegastes partitus (bicolor damselfish)
Lineage: Eukaryota; Metazoa; Chordata; Actinopteri; Pomacentridae
Product: inhibin subunit alpha
Exons: 2
Coding region: 1-1050 (349 amino acids)
Cellular component (GO): extracellular region
Molecular function (GO): cytokine activity; growth factor activity
Source: RefSeq, a predicted model, not a curated record